Brenthis ino (lesser marbled fritillary) is the source of this 621-nucleotide messenger RNA. Lineage: Eukaryota; Metazoa; Arthropoda; Insecta; Lepidoptera; Nymphalidae. The record is from the annotation of a GenBank genome assembly.
AUGGUACGAGUAUUAUUUGUUGGUGAAAUUUUGUAUAUUCUCAUAAAGAUACUAGCGACUCACACUCGCUUCGCUCGGGUUGCUCGUGCAUCACAAGAUGAUUUUCGUUUGGUUGAAAUAGUACCUAUAUUAGCUGACUUCGUCGUUAACGGACAAGGCGAUGACGUAAACGUUGAUGGACGAGGCAAUGAUGUAGACGUAGACGGACGAAGCGAUGUUGGAAAGGCAUGUUUCAACAGCUUUCUCCGUCACAACUUAGCGGCACUCGGUGAAUUCAUCUUCGACCAAUUUCCACCCGCUCCCGCCAGUGAAUCCGAUAGGAAACGUCAUAAUCAUAUGAUAGGUGCGGCGCAUUGCGCCCACCUGUCGCCGCGCGUGCGUCCCACGGUGACGUCACGCGACCGCGCCCGACCACCGCCGGGGCCGCCCGACACGGCCAACCGGCUACAUUGGAUUGAUCCACCGACAUUCUUAAUCCAAGAUAAAUAUUACAUCAAUCGGGGGUGGAGACGGUGGCACGCAGGCGCGCCGGCCGGCGGCCCAGUCCCGCUCCGGCCGCGCUGCCCGCCGCACAUCGCUUUCGCGGGCGCCCGACCCGGCGGCGACUCGCACGCUGCCUUA